AUGGCCACGGGACCCGGACAAGGUAGCUCAUCCGCGGAAGCUGACUUGCCGUACUCAAGGGCCACGUUCGUCGACGAGCCUGCCAUUCCUAACUACCAGACCCUACACGAGAAGACUCCUGCCGUUCAAGAAAUCAGAAAUCUCUACCGGAGUAAUAAGUGGGGGUUUACACACUGGCAUCUGGCUUUAUUCUAUCUGUUUUCGAAAGAGGUUCUUGCAGAGUUGAAAUCAAAUCCUCAAGCUGCUCGGGAGUGCGGUGAUGCGGCUGAGCUCUUUGGCACUUUUCUUACCUCAGGACGUAUUCCUAUUUCGUACGAACUCCCAGCCAACCCGGCUCCUCCUGCCGUACAUAAGCGAAAUAGAUUUCGAUCCCACUUUGGGAAAGGCGACGGUCUACAGUGCGUUGUGACACGCAGAGCAGUGGCCGUGGAUCAAACCCACAUAGUGCCAUUUUCCGUCAACUCAACCACACAAAACAUUGCCUACGUGCCUCCCGUCCUGAUCAUUGCGGAGCGUCUACUAGGGUCGUCGUUCACAGGGCACAUCGAGGAAGUGAUGACAACUUGUGGCGGGACAGACAAGAUCUGGAAUAUUCUUCCCUUGACACCUUAUUUGCACCGACUGUGGGAUGCUUAUGGUCUUGUUGGUUUCAAGCCCUGUUACAUUUAUGCUGAGCUAGCCAAGUCCGGUCAAGUUGCCUACAUUGCCACAUUUACAUUCCACUGGCUGCUGGAGAACGGCAUACAAUCGCUCGUUAUUCCGGAACAACUGUCAGCGGAUAUCUGCCUUCUGAUGGUUGAGGAGUCGGAAAGCUUUAGCGAAAUCAAGGACAACAUCUUCGAAUCGGUGUAUACCCGGGGUAGACAACCUGAUGGUUUGACGCGGCUGAAAGAUGGACAUGUCUGCCGAGUUGCGUUCUCCCGUCGGCACGAGGCAGAGUCCAUGAUGAGAAUGCUAGAUCUUCGUUGGUAUGCCUCGCGUCUCAGGUGUCUGGCCGGGGGAGCUGGGAUAGACCUUUUCGAGCCCUAUGACAGUGACGACAGCGACUCCGACUAUUUCGUUAGGACGACAGAGCCUUGGCGCAUCUGGGAUUCUAGUGACGGAGCAGCCUAG
Messenger RNA from Cordyceps militaris CM01, 1113 nucleotides. RefSeq lists its product as uncharacterized. Lineage: Eukaryota; Fungi; Ascomycota; Sordariomycetes; Hypocreales; Cordycipitaceae. The transcript has 3 exons. Bases 1 to 1113 code for a protein of 370 amino acids. The record is from RefSeq and is a predicted model, not a curated record.